CGGACGCUUACGCCCCCAAAUCGAGUUCAUGACGAGUGAAUUGCCGUCAAGUACCAGUCUCUGCAAUGAGUGGAGAGUCUAACACAAUGUUGGUGUAAAAACAAAAUGGCAGCUUCCAUAAACCACGUGACCGAAUGAAAUUCACCUUUAUUUUCAUAAAUAUCUCUGUCGUAGAUAAAGAAAUAGCAAGUGUAACGAGAAGCUUACAUUUAGUUACAUGUUUACCACAGUCUCAAGAUUGUUUCAGUCAUAGAAACUUCAUAUUUUAUGGUGGGACACUGGAGUGAAGAUGAUACGAACAGCAACCCUUGUGAGAACUGCUGUGACAAUAUGCAGGCAAACCGCUGGAGUCAAACAGUUGUGCCUGGUGCCAGUCCAAUCCAGUCGCCAGAUACCAGUCCAAUCCAGUCGAUAUGCCUCAAGCAGUGAACCAAUAGAUGAGGCUACAGAAGGCGUAAAGAAUGAGGAAUAUUUCAGGAGAUUUGUCAAAAAUAGAAGAUUUGCUGACAAAUCUGAGACGACAUCUCAACUCGUAUCCAAGGGAGAUGAUAGAAUAGUUGCCGAUACUGAAAAUAGGGGGAGCCACAUUGAAUCCGAAACUAUGGCGUCUCUCGGCGAGUCAGGUGGGGAUGCAGCCCUGACUACUGCACAAGGCAUGGAGGUUAUAAAACCAGAGAAUUCCCCGGCAAGAGACUUUGGAGAAGACAUUGAUUUAGACCUUACAAACAUCCGUCCUGUUUUGAAACAGGCAGGGAAUCUUGCUGCUUAUGUGAACGAAUCAGAAACUUUACAGAAACUAAUCAAAAUCGGCGUCGAUUUGCACGCAAUUGAAAACAUGAAAGAACGUGAAGGUGCUGAUCUUAUUCUACAGGUAGAUUUUGAAACGGACGUUAAGCCUCGUCUGUUAUGGCUUCACAGUAUUGGUGUCCCUAACAGAGGACUUGGAAAAGUGAUCACAAAAAACCCAACAGUUUUAGGUGCAAGUUUGGACAGUAUGAAGGAUAAUGUUGCCUAUCUCGAGUCAAAGCGAUUUGAUCCUGAAUCGAUUGGUAGGAUCGUGUACAAGGCUCCGAAGUUUCUGACUAUGGACGUGAAACAAGCAGAUGGGAAACUUGGCUUCUAUCAGAAAGAAUUUAGUCUUACAGGACCUGAGGUUCGCACCGUUACAACAAGGCUUCCAAAACUGAUAACGUUUCCAAUCUCAACUGCAAAGUGGUGCAAGUACACAUUGAGGGAAUUCCUUGGUUUCUCGGAGGCUGAGGCUAAAGGCAUGUUCAUUGCGAACCCAAAAGUCCUGCUAACAGAUAAAUAUCGCUUGAUGGCGAUGUUUGAUUAUCUUUACCACACGAUGAACAUCCCACACAAACAGAUGGCAGAGUGGCCGCAGAUAUUCCGCACGCGAGUGAAUAUCAUCAAGCAACGCCACGGAUUUCUCGACAAGAUCGGAAGGGCACAGUAUGAUCCGACCAAGGAAAAUUACGUCUCGCUGCAUAAACUUGUCGGGAAUGAUGUGACGUUUUGUAAAGAGACUGCAAAGCGACCUUUGUCAGAGUUUAAUGACUAUUUGAAAAGUUUGUGAUUGUUAGCCGCUCCUUCUCUCAGCAUGGAAUGGCGAUGGGAACAUUAGUAUUCAGAUAGAAAAAAGCUAUUGCAUCUCCAGACUCCUCUCUCUCAUUUAAAAGAAAGUGACGUCAUGCAUCUCCAGACUCCUCUCUCUCUCAUUUAAAAGAAAGUGACGUCAUGCAUCUCCAGACUCCUCUCUCUCGUUUAAAAGACGUCAUGAUUUGUGAAAAUGUAUUCAA
Lineus longissimus is the source of this 1802-nucleotide messenger RNA. Its product is annotated as transcription termination factor 3, mitochondrial-like. The record is from RefSeq and is a predicted model, not a curated record. Gene Ontology annotation, molecular function: double-stranded DNA binding. NCBI's taxonomy places the organism in Eukaryota, Metazoa, Nemertea, Pilidiophora, Heteronemertea, Lineidae. Gene Ontology annotation, biological process: mitochondrial transcription; mitochondrial ribosome assembly; regulation of DNA-templated transcription. Bases 290 to 1579 code for a protein of 429 amino acids. The transcript is spliced from 5 exons. Gene Ontology annotation, cellular component: mitochondrion.